GGUUCCAUCUUCGACCGUCCUCUCUGUGCUUAUUGGUUGGAGGAUGGUUUCACGGGUUCUGGUCUCGGUACCCGAAGCCUGCACUCUGUUCCGGGUAAACGGGCGGAGCUUGGUCGUUUCUACCCUGGCGGCAAGUGGGGAGAAGCCAUCGGGUGGAGGUGCUCUCCUGGCAGACGGCCGAGUCGUAAAUCAUGACCAGUCGGUCGCUCGGAGCGCAUCGUGACAAACAGCCUGAAAACCUUUGGAAAACAUCGGCCGCGAUCGAUCCACUCUCCGUAGUACCGAUCUCUAAUUUCGUUUCUUCGCUACCUCGCUUCGGUACCGGCGGCUGUGUGCUCAGGUUCGACCCAAGCAAGCAUUCGCUCGCGCUCGCAACGCGUAUCGUAUCGUAUCAGUGAUACCAAGUAGACAUUUCGCUUUGGAAAUUCCUCAUUAUUCGCAAAGACGCUGAAUGAAGAUCGUGGAGUUGAUGUGGAAGUGAUCGGUUUUCACAAGAGAGAAAGAGAGAGAGAGAGAAAGAGAGCAGCAUGUGCAGCAACGAGAGCCCGCCGCCGGCGAAAGAGCCGCUAGCCGUCGGUCUAGGUAACCCGAUGACAGGCUUCUUGCCUGGAUUGGAACACUACAGACUGCAAUUGUACCAUUACGCAAUGGCCGAGAGAUUGAGGCUGGCUCAGCAGUUGCACCCUCAGCAUCCAGGCGUAGGCCACCCUCCGUCUAGCGCUCCAACUCACCUAGGAAUGGGCCCAGGGUUUCCUGCGCCGCUACCGCUAUAUCCGGCGGCGGCCGCUGCUGCCGGAUAUCCCAGUCGAUUAGCCCUCUCCAUGGCUCUUCUCCAUCCUCAUCACCAGCGGAUACCGGAGGAGCCGAAACCCCAACACAGUUACAUCGGUCUGAUCGCCAUGGCGAUCCUCUCCUCGCCGGAGAAGAAACUCGUGCUAUCGGACAUCUACCAGCACAUAUUGGAACACUAUCCUUACUUUAGAACGCGGGGGCCAGGCUGGAGGAAUUCGAUAAGACACAAUCUAUCUUUGAACGACUGUUUCGUCAAGUCGGGCAGAAGCGCCAAUGGAAAGGGCCACUACUGGGCCAUACAUCCGGCGAAUUUGGAGGAUUUCAGACGAGGAGAUUUCAGGAGACGCAAGGCUCAGAGGAAGGUCAGAAGGCACAUGGGUCUGGCUGUCGACGAGGAGCCUGACAGCCCGAGUCCGCCACCCCUGCCGGCGACACCACCUCCUCCAGCGACUCUAGGACCUCCGGUGGCUUCUCAGCCGAUGCCAGGAAUCUGGACGCCUCAUCACCAUCAUCCACACCAUCAACAGCAACAACAGCAGCAACAACAGCAGCAGCAGCAACAAUCGUUCCAGAGUCAAACUCUCAGACAGUCCUCGACUUUCCAACCUUCGAGGAAGAGACAGUUCGACGUGGCGUCUCUGCUUGCGCCCGAUGACCAGCAUCAUCAGAUAGAGUCCGAUCUGAAGCCGCAGAAGACGAGGAGAUUUAGUUGCAGCGAGGACGAGCUACACGAUCUCCAGGAGGCCGAUCAGGACGAGGAGGACGUGGACGUGGACGUGGUGGCCGAGACAAACGCUCUGCCGUCGCCAAACACGCCGUCGGCCAGUCCCGAGGCUAAGGUCAUCUCGACGGCCAGUCACUGGACGACCAAUCAGGCCAUUCAGAGCGGUCAAAUCUCGGGGCUGCACAUUCAGAGUCAUCUCCAGGCGAGGAAUUACUACGUGCCAGCGACAUCCAGCAACGGGCCCACCGUUCAAUAGAAGAUUUGGUGCUUGUGAAGGUGAACGAUGCUGCGAGUAAGCGACGUGUAGAGGUGGACGUAAAGGUGAUGGAUAAGAGGUCGGGAAUUCCUUUGAUGGAAUGGGGUUUUUUUUUUAAUGUUGUUUUUCGAGAGUUGGCCUCGGGGCGGAGAUUUCGAGGCGUGGUGGUUCACGAACGAAAUUUACUAGCUCGAUAAGUCAGAUACACGCGCGGAAUGUUUAUUUCAUUGAAUACAGAUUUCUGCGAAUGUAGUAGAACCUUGAUUAUCUGAGUUGAUUAUAGUUACAUGCUGCUGUUGCUACGAGAAAAUGUAACCUUCUUUCAAUUUCUAUUUAUGUUUUGCUGAUUUUUCUUGCAAGGGACCAUUUUCGAAUUUUUCAUUAACGAACGUACGAAAAUCGAGGUUCUGCUGUGCGUUAGAUUGUUUUCGUUACACACUGCAUGUCCAGAGUUCAAAUUCAAGCUACUAAAUUUCGAUUUUGAUCCAGUACGCGUCGCCUGAGCCAAGCUGGUGCUAACUAGUCGUGCCAAAUUGCGAAAUUGUUUUAGUUCCUUCGGCUAUGCCAAUUCGAUUCUUCGUCUUGUAAUUAGAUGAUCAAUAUUUAUCUAAUUAUCUUUGUAAAUAUUUUGUAAUUAUUCUUUCUUUUGUUUCGAGGUAUGCGGUGCAAUAUCUCAUUUUCGCAUAUUUCUUCUUCUUCUUCUUUUUCUUUUUUGUUUUUUUUGAACGAAACCGACGGUUUUCCCACUUCUCCAUUAAUCGACUGUACGAACUGAUACAAAUCGCGACGUUUCUUUUAGUUCGAGUCCGGUACUUGAAUCCAUGUAUCGUGCAACACGUGUUAUAGGGAACGAGUCUAUGUGUACUAUAUUAAUAUAAAUGUAUAAGAAUUCAGGUAGUCGGAGGUUUCGAGGCUACGAUUCCAUCAUCAGCACACCGAGCAUCGUUAACUUUUUACAGCGUUUAUCGAGGCUUUGAAAAUGAAUCUUUAGAAUAAUUAAAAAAAAAAGAAAAGGAAAAACAAAAUACCAAUCACAACGUAGUAAAGCAAUAACUGUAGAAAGUUAACUUAUCGCGUGAUCUCUGACGCGUUGCUGCUAAUAAUUAUUUGAAUGACUCGAGAAACUCACAAACGUUAGAUCAAAGAUACGGACGAAUCAGCUCGUUUCGUUUAAUUUCUCAAUUUACUGUAGAAAGAUAGAAAAAUAAUAAAUUCUUACGAAUUCUUCUGAAUCUGAGAAACCCUGAAGUUUCAUUUGAACUUGUUGCAGUUUCUAAAAAAAUGAAAUGCACCGAUCUCCGAAUAAUUGCGAACGGUAAACACGCGAAACACAUCGUGUGUUAACGAUGGAAUUGUAACUCGAGGGCCGAGAAAUUCGUGUAAAUAAAAGGAGGAAGCUGUAAUAAAGUGGAGGAGACGAACGUAAUUUCAUUACGUUUUCCCGUAACGUAACGAUGAAAUUUCAAAAUGUGGGGCAUUACAUCGGACUGAGAAAGCAGACCCGCCUGUUCAAAGUGUAAUAUACAAUCUCGUUGGAAAGUUUAUUAAGAUCUUUAGUCUCGUCUUUACUAUUAAUCCACGCGUCGUCACUCGAACGAUAUACACGGUGUACGAAGAAUAUUAUUCUGUGCAACCCGCCGCCACCCCCCUCCCCUCCUGCCCACACUCCCUCUGUAUGUAUGUAUGUAUGUAUGUAUGUAUGUACAUGUACCUAUAUAUACGUGCCUACGUAUAAUUGAGAUGUAUCACGAUUAACAGAACAAACCGAAACACGAAACGGAAAUAUCAAUGGAAAUGACACACACGGACACGCGGACAAACACGAGGCAUGAUGACAGACAGAUAGAUCGUGGUUUUUUAAAGGUUACUUCUCUAAAGUAAUACGGAUAUACGUGAUCGAUCUGUCUUUCUUGAUUCUCAGCGCGGAAACUGCCGCAUCUCGAUGCAACUGAAGCUGAAUAAAGUUUCUGUUCCCAUGAA
Molecule: messenger RNA, 3752 nt
Organism: Frieseomelitta varia
Lineage: Eukaryota; Metazoa; Arthropoda; Insecta; Hymenoptera; Apidae
Gene: fd102C
Product: fork head domain-containing protein FD4
Exons: 1
Coding region: 528-1772 (414 amino acids)
Biological process (GO): cell differentiation; anatomical structure morphogenesis; regulation of transcription by RNA polymerase II
Molecular function (GO): DNA-binding transcription factor activity, RNA polymerase II-specific; RNA polymerase II cis-regulatory region sequence-specific DNA binding
Source: RefSeq, a predicted model, not a curated record